CAGAGAGCCUUUUCCAGCAGAGGACAAAGCCUCUGGCUGUGAGCUCUCUGGGACAGAGUGGAGGGUGUCUAGACACACCGGCUGGCUCUGAGGCCCCGACAGGACAGAGGACGGGAGAGGAAGAGCCAUUCAAGGGGCUCCAACCCCCAGAAGCUCAUCACCGGCAGCACUCAAAACCAGGGGAGUUUGGGAGAGGUUACUGAUCUCCAGUCAUUCUGUUGAGAAUCAAACUUGUCUCCAUGGAGACCAGGGAAUCUGACGAUUUGGAAAAGCCUGGGAAGAAAUCAGUGCAUGAGUCGGCCUGUGUGAGACCUGAGCUCCUCUCAGAAGAUGAAAAGACACCCCAAGCUGACCAGGAGACGCAAGACAAAGAACCCGGCUACUACAUCUCAAUCCAGAGAAACUCCAUCUUCAACCGCACCGUAAGACACAGAAGCAAAGGCAAAACCAGAGGCACUUCCAAACGGAACGCCGGCCACCAGGCAGGUACACUGGAAAAUGGGAAAUCUGUAAAUGAGCCCUCAACUUUGAAUUUCCCCCAGAGCAGAACAUCAACUCGGAGGGACCCAGGAGCCAGGAGAACGAGCGAGUCGUCCUCCACCCCGGGAAAUGGGGCCACACCCGAGGAGUUCCCGGCCCUCGCCGACAGCCCUACCACGCUCACCGAGGCCCUGCAGAUGAUCCACCCCAUUCCCGCCGACUCCUGGAGAAACCUCAUCGAGCAAAUAGGGCUCCUGUAUCAGGAAUACCGAGAUAAAUCAACUCUCCAAGAAAUUGAAACCAGGAGGCAACAGGAUGCAGAAAUACAAAGCAGUGCCGAUGGGUCCCCCACCAGCGAAGAGACACCGGAGGAGGAUGAGGAAGAAGAGGAGGAGGAGCUGGCAAGCCCACCGGAGAGGAAGGCUCUGCCCCAUAUCUGCCUGCUCAGUAACCCCCACUCCAGAUUUAACCUCUGGCAAGAUCUCCCUGAGAUUCAGAGCAGCGGGGUGCUGGACAUCCUCCAGCCAGAGGAGAUCAAACUGCAGGAGGCCAUGUUUGAGCUGGUCACCUCGGAGGCCUCCUACUACAAAAGUUUGAACCUGCUGGUGUCCCACUUCGUGGAGAACGAGCGGCUGAAGAAGAUCCUGCACCCGUCCGAGGCGCACAUCCUCUUCUCCAAUGUGCUGGACGUCAUGGCCGUCAGCGAGCGGUUUCUUUUGGAGCUGGAGCGCCGGAUGGAGGAGAACAUUGUCAUAUCGGAUGUGUGUGACAUCGUGUACCGUUACGCCGCCGACCACUUCUCGGUCUACAUCACCUACGUCAGCAACCAGACGUACCAGGAGAGGACCUACAAGCAGCUGCUCCAGGAGAAGGCAGCCUUUCGGGAGCUGAUCGCACAGCUGGAGCUGGACCCCAAGUGUAGGGGGCUGCCCCUCUCCUCCUUCCUCAUCCUGCCUUUCCAGAGGAUCACGCGCCUCAAACUGUUGGUUCAGAACAUCCUGAAGAGGGUGGAAGAGAGGUCUGAGCGGGAAUGCACUGCCUUGGACGCGCACAAGGAGCUGGAACUGGUGGUAAAAGCAUGCAAUGAGGGCGUCAGGAAGAUGAGCCGCACAGAGCAGAUGAUCAGCAUUCAGAAGAAGAUGGAGUUUAAGAUCAAGUCGGUGCCCAUCAUCUCCCACUCACGCUGGCUGCUGAAGCAGGGUGAGCUACAGCAGAUGUCGGGCCCCAAGACGUCCCGAACCCUGCGGACCAAGAAACUCUUCCGGGAAAUUUACCUCUUCCUCUUCAACGACCUGCUGGUGAUCUGCCGGCAGAUUCCCGGAGACAAGUACCAGGUGUUUGACUCAGCCCCACGGGGCCUGCUGCGAGUGGAGGAGCUGGAGGACCAGGGCCAGACGCUGGCCAACGUCUUCAUUCUGCGGCUGCUUGAGAACGCGGAUGACCGGGAGGCCACCUACAUGCUGAAGGCGUCCUCUCAGAGCGAGAUGAAGCGUUGGAUGACCUCACUGGCCCCCAACCGAAGAACCAAGUUUGUUUCCUUCACAUCACGGCUGCUGGACUGCCCCCAGGUCCAGUGUGUGCACCCGUACGUGGCCCAGCAGCCGGACGAGCUGACGCUGGAGCUGGCCGACAUCCUGAACAUCCUGGACAAGACAGAGGAUGGGUGGAUCUUUGGCGAGCGUCUGCAUGACCAGGAGAGAGGCUGGUUCCCCAGCAACAUGACUGAGGAGAUCUUGAAUCCCAAGAUUCGGUCCCAGAACCUCAAAGAAUGUUUCCGUGUCCACAAGAUGGAGGACCCUCAGCGCAGCCAGAAUAAGGACCGCAGGAAGCUGGGCAGCCGAAAUCGGCAAUGACCCCUGGCCCCCAGCCUGGUGGAGGGAUACGGGCAGGCAGGAGCAGGCCCAACAGGCAAACCCCAACGGACAGUGGAGGGGCUCUGGGGGAAGGCCAGCGCCUCCCCAGGCAGCAGGGUGUGACCUGGGGUGCCUUGUGCAGGAGCCACGCCCACCCCUCAUCCCUGCCACGUGGUUAGUGCUCAUGUGUCUCGGCCCCUCGCUCACAAGCUGGAGAAGGGGUGUCCACAUCUCUCCUCUGCUGUGCUUGUAAAUGAGAAAGUGUAUUUUAAACAGUAUUACACCACUUCUUCUUCUUGUCACCUAGAAGGGGUAGACAGAGGACUGGCAUGCUCCAGGGGCCUUCCCAGGCACUGGAAGAGGCCUCAGACCCAGGGUGUCCCUGGCUAAGGGCAAGUGCAAAGGUGAUGAUUGUCACGACCACCUGCACGUGUCCUCUGCCCUGGAAGCCGUCAGAAUCAGCCAGGCGCACAGGUGGACCACCACUGCCUGAUGAGCUUGAUGAGCGGCCCUUGGUCUCGGGUUCAAAGGACUGAGAGACCAACCGCCUCUGUCCACCCCCUCCCCGCACCUCCGCCAGCCUCUGGCUGCACGGCCAGGCCCUGCCUCAUGGCAGGCCUACCAGAGCUUGGCCGAGGGCCCAUGCCGCCUUUGGCUCCCUGAUGGGCUGGACCUAAAUUGUAUCUUCUGGCCCCUUUAGGAGCCCAGGUGUUAUAAAGGAAUGACUUGGUCACUGCAUCCUGUAUGGGUUAUGGUUCCAAGAAAAGCAAAUAUCAUUUUUGGCUGCAUUAAAAGAAGCAUCAUGUAUAAAAUAAA
Messenger RNA from Vicugna pacos (alpaca), 3149 nucleotides. It is a transcript of the gene NGEF, whose product is annotated as neuronal guanine nucleotide exchange factor. Gene Ontology annotation, biological process: activation of GTPase activity. Lineage: Eukaryota; Metazoa; Chordata; Mammalia; Artiodactyla; Camelidae. Gene Ontology annotation, molecular function: guanyl-nucleotide exchange factor activity; protein binding. The record is from RefSeq and is a predicted model, not a curated record.